AUGAAUUGGACAUGCCACAUGCCAAAUCUAAGAGCUUAUUGGGAUAUCGAGAGAGUUUUGUUAAUACCUGCUGCAGGGAAGAUCGCACGUACUGUUCGGGACUUUGACAACCAUGGUACAUGUCUUGUUGCAAAAUUUGAGACGGUGGAUACAUAUUAUAGGCGUUGUAGCAGUGCUAGUUAUGUGGGAAAUGUUUCAGUGCCACUCCUCUGCAUCAAUGCAUUGGAUGAUCCACUUUGUACAAGGGAAGCUAUUCCAUGGGAUGAAUGCAGGGCAAACAAAAAUAUUGUCCUUGCUACCACAGAACAUGGAGGACACCUAUCUUUUUUUGAGGGUUUAAUUGGAGAUACUCUUUGGUGGGUAAGGGCUACUGAUGAAUUCCUCAGUGUCCUACAUGCUAGUCCAUAUAUGCAUAGACAAAACAAGAUACACUGCUCUUCUUUGCACCCUGUCUUAGAAUCUUCAAUUGAUCAGGGCCCAUACCUGAAUGUUAAGGAAGAUGGUAUGGUGGCUGCAAUGGGUGAUGAGCAACAGACUGUGAUAGCAGAAGACUUAUCUGAUAAGCAGCAGAUGAUUCAUGAAAAGAAGAACGAGGAUAUAGUACCUAAUAAUGUAGAGCAGUGUGAAGAUGAAACAGAGUCGAAGACAGAUUCAAUGCAUGGUACUACCGAACCCUUUAAACAAGAUACAGCAAGCAACCUUGAUAUCAUGUAUCCUCAUGAUAUAACUGCUCCUAUGAGUCAAUGCUUAAAUCAACUUUCGCAACAGAAUAGGAGAUCAAUGUGGUUGUUUGCAUACAUUGUGGGUUCAGCUGUUUUCUUUGUCUUCAAGAGGAAGCUACGAAGGUAUCUUUCCAGCAGCAUUGCUUAAAAGAUAGAAACUGCUGUUGGUAAUGUUCAGUGAUCUAUAAGUUCUAUGUAGUAUUUUUUCCAUGUAACUUAUUGUGGACUUCUCAAAAUGAUAAUACAAACGAUAAAAACCUUCAUCUC
Macadamia integrifolia is the source of this 989-nucleotide messenger RNA. RefSeq lists its product as uncharacterized. NCBI's taxonomy places the organism in Eukaryota, Viridiplantae, Streptophyta, Magnoliopsida, Proteales, Proteaceae. The record is from RefSeq and is a predicted model, not a curated record. The transcript has 6 exons. Bases 1 to 870 code for a protein of 289 amino acids. Gene Ontology annotation, molecular function: monoacylglycerol lipase activity; short-chain carboxylesterase activity.